CAAUCUCGGUACGCAAAUGAGCGAUCUGAACAUAUUUACAUAAGUUAGCGCAUUUUUUUUUUUAACGCUUUCUGAAGGGAAUUAAGCUGCAUUUAAAAAAAAAAAAUCAGAAUGACAGUUGGGAGUUUGAGAGUUGCCAUGACGACUGCAGCGCAUCUUCAGACAACACAGUGAACUUAUUGACUAAAAAACAACUCUUCUGUCUCGUUUGCUCCCAAAGAAAUGGCGAUGAACAGCAUCCUCAACCCUGAUGACAUUAAGAAAGCCCUGGUUGUAUUUAAAGCUGUCGACUCAUUCGACCACAAGAGUUUUUUUGAGAUGGUCGGACUGAAGGUGAAGUCAGCUGAUGAUGUGAAGAAGGCUUUCCACAUCCUGGAUGCAGACAACAGCGGCUUUAUAGAGGAAGAGGAACUUAAGUGUGUUUUGAAGCAUUUUGCUCCAGAUGGGAGAGACCUGACUGAUAAGGAGACCAAAGCAUUCCUGCAGGCUGCGGACAAAGAUGGAGAUGGAAAGAUUGGAGCAGAAGAGUUUGCUGCUUUGGUUCGCGAAUAAGUGGCUCAAAUUCUUGGCCUGUUCAUACCUCAUGACCCCUUGACCUUGACCUCAGCGUAACGCCCCUGAAGCACAGACACACACACUCACUUACACACACCCUCACACGCUUGCACGCCCCAUCCUGAACACUUCCCGACACACAAACUGACCUUCAUGCUAUUUAUUUUUCUUUUUAUACAAAAGUGAGUGUUUCUGCUAGUGUGUGGAUCAAGAGACCUUUACUUCAUGCCGGCAAUAUGUAGAUAUAUUAGAAAAGAAAACAAUGUAUUCUCCAUCAUCCACUGUUCUUCGUCUGUCUUUAUCUUCACCCCCCCGAAACUCUCUCCAUCUCUCCAGUAACAAGCCAUUGUAAAACACACCAAAAGAAGAAAUAGGUCAAGUUGUGAAAGAAAACUAAAUAAAGAGACAAUGCCUCAAGA
This is a messenger RNA of Carassius carassius (crucian carp), 974 nucleotides long. RefSeq names its product parvalbumin-7-like. Gene Ontology annotation, molecular function: calcium ion binding. Bases 223 to 552 code for a protein of 109 amino acids. Gene Ontology annotation, cellular component: nucleus; cytoplasm. Lineage: Eukaryota; Metazoa; Chordata; Actinopteri; Cypriniformes; Cyprinidae. The transcript is spliced from 5 exons. The record is from RefSeq and is a predicted model, not a curated record.